Messenger RNA from Spinacia oleracea (spinach), 1984 nucleotides. RefSeq names its product zinc finger CCCH domain-containing protein 62. The transcript has 10 exons. The record is from RefSeq and is a predicted model, not a curated record. NCBI's taxonomy places the organism in Eukaryota, Viridiplantae, Streptophyta, Magnoliopsida, Caryophyllales, Amaranthaceae. Bases 127 to 1548 code for a protein of 473 amino acids.
UGAAACCGAAGGAGAGAGAAACAAAAGCGAACUCUUCAAUUUUGAUAUUGACGACACAAAAACCGUUCUCAGGAAUCACCGGAAUCGCAUCAAUCACCCUCUCGCUAGUAUGCUGUUGCAUCUGCAAUGGCAAGCAUUAAAGGAAAGAGCAUCUUAAUUCACCUUUCUUCAUCCUCUUCUUCCGACGAUAAUGGCGACGAUAUCGACAGCGCCUCCGAUUCAGCUUCAUUGUCAAGUGGAGAUGAAUGUGAGUCGAGUGACGAUGAUGUUUAUGAGGUGGAUGAAGACGGAUCCGAGGAGGACGAAGAAUCGAAUGAAAAAUUUGAUAAUGAAUGCCAUGGAGCUGAAGAUGACGACCUUUCUCUCUCUAACCGAGUCAUUCAGUUUCUUCAAGGAAGACGGGAUUUGCAAGGGCUAAGUCUUAAAGCAUGCAAAGCAUAUUUGAGAAGACAUGGCCUUAGAGUGUCUGGGAAUAAGGAUGAGUGUGCUAGUAGGGUACAAGAGCACUGGAGGAUAAAAGAUGGGAAAGCUGAAAUUCUUUACCCAAGGUCAUCCUUCGUCAUCAAUUGCACAGGUGACGUUUGCAAGGGUGAUAUUGUCCUCUUCAAACAAAAAGUCUAUGGCAGUGCAAGGAAAGGUAAACUUCGGGGGAAACGAACAGUUGCUGGACGAGUCGUGAAAGAAAGCUACGGUGCAGAAAAGCAACAACAUACAUUCACGGUUGAGGUGCUAUGGAGCCAGGGAAUGAGGAAACUAUCUCCUCUUUUUCCUUUGCUCAUCAAGGGCCGGAAUCUCUAUAGAUUGAAGACCUACAGGCAGCCGUGGAAGAACGAGGGGGAAAGAAGAAAAGUUCUUGCAGAAAAGCAUAGACGAGGGACAGCUGCACGAUGCAAGAGAGAAAAGAGGAAGAAUGCUUUGUCUACUGAUAAAGGAAGGAAAUCUCGGAAGAUAUCUGAACUUGGAAGGCCAUUUCAGCCGAGUUAUCCUAAAGGAGGUGACCAUUUUGGUUCUAGGCAAGGGGCCUCCUCCUCGGAAACCACCAUUCGCAAUAGUAAGCAGCGUAAUGUGAAACAAGGAGCUGUCGAAAAUAUUAGUAGAGCUAAAUUCUCCAGACCUUUCCCAACCCCUCAAAAGCUAGUAUCCCGGGUUGCUGUACCUUCCACAUUGCAGUCAUGUGAUGGUGCUUCCCAAAGAUAUUCCGAAUCACUAGUAAGACCGUACUAUAGGGUUGAGCCUUUUGGUCCACAUUUUGCAGAAUUCCGGUGUGAAAUUCCUUAUCAUAGUCCGAGGAUGGUGCCUGCAGCACAAAAUGGUGUUUACACUAAUAGGUCCUUCUGUAAUCCUUAUGAUAUUCCACAACCAUGGGAGACUCGUGUGGACUAUAGGCAGCUCACCCCUCCAAGAACUGCACGUGGACAAUGGAUGAAUGGUCUUUUGAACUGCUCGAUUUGCGGGUGUAAUCACCAUGGAUCUAAUAGAUGUGCCAUUGCUGCAUGUUGGAGAUGUUGUCGAAGGGUGAGGAUGGGAGAAUGCAAUGUCCAUAGAUGACGACUAUCUCUACGGCGCUGCUUGGCUGCCUUAUCCAUAUCUUUUGAGCAUCUCUUUUCCCUGGUGAAUGUUUAUUAACAAGCCUUAUUGCUGAGAUGGAUGCGGUUUGAACUUUUCAUCUCUACAAGGUGCUUGUGUCUGAGGAUUUAGCUUAUGCUGUGGACCUUUUUGCCAAUUUGCUGAAUGCUUUUCAUCGUCAACCUGGUAUGUAUUUUUUUUUUCUUUUCCGGAUUGUAAUACCGUGACAUCUUGUCAGUUAUUUAUGGUAUUUCAUUGAAAAUAUGCAGAAGAACAAUACGAAGUACUAAACUAUUCACAAGCUUGUUUUAAGUCAUACUACGUAGGAGAGUAGAGAUGUAGAGCUCCAGCAAGUUCUAGUCGUAACAAACGGUGAUCCACUGCAUUUUCACGUGUAGUUUAGAUCACUAUUGUCUUA